Oryzias melastigma (Indian medaka) is the source of this 1278-nucleotide messenger RNA. RefSeq lists its product as uncharacterized. The record is from RefSeq and is a predicted model, not a curated record. Lineage: Eukaryota; Metazoa; Chordata; Actinopteri; Beloniformes; Adrianichthyidae. The coding region runs from base 1 to 1026 and encodes 341 amino acids. The transcript is spliced from 4 exons.
AUGGUGCAAUCUCAGGGCCCAUUAGGAGGAUUUGAACUCGUGGAAAAUCGUCCAACAGCUGGCAGUAACACCAGUCUGGAGGUGACUCUACUUGAGGCUGACUCCACCACAGUGACUGAAGUCACUUUGGUCGAAUCCUCAGGGUCAGGACAGGUUAACGGACUUGUGGAGGCUCAGGGUGGAGGGCAAUACUUGGUCCACUUUGACAAGAUCCCAUCAGUUGAGUUUGUGGUAUUAGUGAAAGGACAGAGUACCAACAGUACAACUUCUAGAGCAUCCUCAGUGACAUUCCAGAGACAGUCUACAACCAGCCUGAGAGCCUCUACACUAACUGUUACUGUGUCUGAUACAGGAAGUGUCUUAGAGCCUGGAACUCCACUCCUCGUUCCCUUUUCUGUGACGACCACUGGUGAUGGAGGAAACUUUGUAAUCAAAGCUACCAAUGAUCAAGGAUUUGAUUUAACCUUCCCAUCCAGUUUAACCCUGGAAAGUGGAGGUAGUGCCAACGGUACAGCCAGUAUCACAGCACCCUCUACCUCCCAGUCUGGUACUGGUGUCACACUGACCAUAGAGGCUGAAGCUCCAGGAGGUGCAGACACCAACUAUGGUGUGCUGCGUCUCACUGUUCUUCCAAAGGUGACAGAUUUUUCUCCUCCAGUUUGCCAGCUGGUUAGUCUCCAAUCCAACUGCAGUGACAACUGCAACCAGUCUAUGUGGGAGCUCUCUGUGGAAGUGACUGAUGGAGAAAAUGGGACUGGGAUAGAUCGCAUCAGUCUCAGAGAAGGCAGCGGGAUGUUAAACUCCAAUAUAACAACAGCCAAUGGGAGUGUGACGCUGGUAUCCUACAACGCAUCCUGCUGCUCACCUAACGUGCAGAUAGUGGUUGUAGACCAAGUUGGUAAUGUGGAUGUCUGCAGUUAUUCUAUCAAGCCAACAACGCCUUCAUCAUCCGGAGCUGUUCAGCCCUCUCUUCUUUGUCUUAGCGUCAUGAUUUUAGGGCUUAUGCUGGGCUGUCAGAUCAGAUAAAUGUCUACAUUUUUUAAAUGUUUUAAAGAUGUAGAAAAUCAUCCGCAGGAUGUUAACAAUCAGUUAGCUCUCACGUAGAGGUGACAGUUUUCAUCAAACUGCAGCUAAGAUAUUUGGUAUACAGUUACUGCAUUAUUGCAUUGAAGUAAGAAGUAAAUUAAUUAGUGAAGCUAAAGGUAAUAUUUCUGAUUAUUAAAAAAAAAAAGAUUAUGAAAUUUAAAAAGAAAAUUGAAUUAAAAGUUUGCAUUCUGA